Molecule: messenger RNA, 2102 nt
Organism: Ceraceosorus bombacis
Lineage: Eukaryota; Fungi; Basidiomycota; Exobasidiomycetes; Ceraceosorales; Ceraceosoraceae
Source: the annotation of a GenBank genome assembly
AUGUCUGCUCCGUCUGAGCGCACGCCUCUGGUCAAUGGCGCUCCAGCUGGAGCUGCGCACCGCCCUGGUAGCCUAGGCACAUUCAGGACCUCGCAAGACUCUCAAGCCUCCUCCAGCACUGCCUACACCGACGAGGAGAUUCUGGCACAGGAGAGCGCAUUCAGCGCUAGUGAGCUCUAGCAUUGUUUUCGAUUGCGUCUGCAUCACUGAAAGCAUACACGCUGACAUUUCCAGCUCCUCAAACUCUUCACCAGUCCGCGAUGCUUCUCAUGGUGUAGACCCAAACUCGUCCGCAUUCAUCCCUCCUCCACCCGACCAAUCGCACUUCUCCGUCCAACACUCAGGACUGCGCUUGCCUGAUGGGCCCGCUUCGGAAGAGGUGCCAGGCCGCAGGCCUGAUUUGUACAUCAUCUUAGGAGCAAUGUGGAUCGGAACAUUUGUAGCGGCAUUGGACGGAACAGUGGUCGCGACGAUCCAAUCUCGCGUAGGCUCCGAAUUCUACGUCAGCAAAGAAGUGGGCUGGCUAGGAACUUCCUACCUCUUGACUCAAACCGCCUUUCAACCCUUGUACGGAAGACUGUCGGACAUCUUUGGAAGAAAGUUCGCCACGCUCUUUGCUUCGGCUGUAUUCGCUGUUGGAACUCUGUUCUGCGGACUGGCUCAAACGUUCCCGCAGCUUUGUGCGGCUCGAGCUAUUGCUGGUGUGGGAGGCGGUGGCCUCACAAGCAUGUCGACUAUUGUUACCAGCGAUCUCAUUGACCUCAAGAACCGAGGAACGUGAGUUCCGACGAUAGUGCCCCUGCUGCGAGGCACGUCGCUGACAGACCAUACUUGCGCUUUGCACUUGCAGCUAUCAGGGCAUUGGAAAUCUUGUCUAUGCGGCAGGUGCAGCCCUCGGCGGUCCUAUCGGUGGUGCACUUGCUGAUGGAGGUCUCGGGUGGCGUUUCGCAUUCCUCAUGCAAAUACCUCUCUGCCUGAUACACCUCGGCGUCGUUUCGUGGAAGGUGGACAUCCCGGCUGGUCCAGGAAGCAUGAAGGACAAGUUCAAGCGCAUCGACGUCUGGGGAGCCUUGACUCUCGUCAGCAGCAUCACCCUCAUCUUGGUCGGCUUGAGUUUGGGUGGAGCGGAGCGAGACUGGAGCGAUCGCUUGGUGGUGGGCACGCUUGCUGCUGGCGCAGUUGUUCUCACUGCCUUUGUCCUCGUGGAGAAGUACGUCGCUAGAGAACCUUUGAUGCCCAUGGCGGUGCUGUUCAACCGCACGCCCGGCGCAGUAGCUUUGGCUUGCUGGUUCCUCAGCAUGAGCCAAUUCGGCAUUUGUGAGUACUGUGCCUCUCCCACCCAGUCCCAGUACUCUGCUGCUGGGUAGCUCAUACCCUCUCCUCUUGCCUGCCCCCAAGUGUUCAACGUUCCGCAAUACUUUACUUCCGUCGAGGGCACGUCCUCCUCCUACGCCGGUCUGCACUUGAUUCCCAACGCCAUCGUGGCUUCGAGCUGCUCCCUCGGAUCUGGUCUGAUCAUGGCUCGAACCGGCAACUACCGUACGAUGAUGCUGCUUGGAGGAAUUUCUGGAGUGGUUGGGCCAUUGGCUAUGGUCUUCUGGCAGCGCAAUGUGACUCCAGAGUGGGCUUACUGGUUGACAAUGCCAUGGGGAGGAGCAGCGUUUGGCAGCAUCCUCACCAUUACCCUCGUAGCUCUCAUCGCCUCCAUCGAUCCAGCACAAAUGGCAGCUGCUACAGGCGUGACGUACCUUUUCCGAGCUACUGGAAGCGUGUUGGGCAUCUCGCUCACCAACGCCAUUCUUCAAAACAACCUCAAGGUCAAUCUUGGCAAAGCUCACUUGCCUCGCAAAAUCAUCGAAGAGAUCAGAGCGGACGUGUCGUACAUUCAGAGACUGCCACCGAAGCAAAAGGCUCUCGCGGUGGAUGCUAUGCAGCUUUCCUUUAGAAAAGUCUUUAUCUUUAUCGCCGUAACUGGGUUCCUCGCGUUUCUCUCUCUCUUGCCCAUCAAGCAGUACACGCUGCCCGGUAGCCCGGCCAAGAACCCACCUAGCGGCCAGGCUCAACGUCAACAGACGAUCGAGGAGGAGGAUGAAGACAUUUGA